Protobothrops mucrosquamatus (brown spotted pit viper) is the source of this 2076-nucleotide messenger RNA. Its product is annotated as zinc finger protein 850-like. The transcript is spliced from 5 exons. NCBI's taxonomy places the organism in Eukaryota, Metazoa, Chordata, Lepidosauria, Squamata, Viperidae. The record is from RefSeq and is a predicted model, not a curated record. The annotation marks the transcript as partial.
CCUGAUUGUGGUAAAGGCUUUAGUUACAAUUCCCACCUGGUAAUACACCAGCGGACUCACACAGGAGAGAAACCCUUUGAAUGUCCUGAUUGUGGUAAAGGCUUCAGUUACAGUUCCAGCCUGGUAAUGCACCAGAGGACUCACACAGGAGAGAAACCCUUUGAAUGUCCAUAUUGUGGUAAAGGUUUCAGUAUCAGUUCCAACCUCGUGAAACACCAGAGGACUCACACAGGAGAGAAACCCUUUGAAUGUCCUGAUUGUGGUAAAGGUUUUAGUAUCAGUUCCAGCCUCGUGAAACACCAGAGGACUCACACAGGAGAGAAACCCUUUGAAUGUCCUGAUUGUGGGAAAGGUUUUAGUAUCAGUUCCAGCCUUUUGAAACACCAGAGGACUCACACAGGAGAGAAACCCUUUAAAUGUCCUUAUUGUGGUAAAGGUUUCAGUGACAGUUCCAGCCUUUUGAAACACCAGAGGACUCACACAGGCGAGAAACCCUUUGAAUGUCUUUAUUGUGGUAAAGGUUUCAGUAAGAAUUCCUGCCUGGUAACACACCAGAGGAGUCACACAGGAGAGAAACCUUUUGAAUGUCCUGUUUGUGGUAAAGGUUUCAGUUAUAAUUCCAGCCUGGUAACACACCAGAGGACUCACACAGGAGAGAAACCCUUUGAAUGUCCUUAUUGUGGUAAAGGUUUCAGUGACAAUUCCAGCCUUGUGAAACACAAGAGGACUCACACAGGAGAGAAACCCUUUGAAUGUCCUUAUUGUGGUAAAGGUUUCAGUGACAGUUCCAGCCUUGUGAAACACAAGAGGACUCACAGAGAAGAGAAAUCAUUUGAAUGUCUUUAUUGUGGUAAAGGUUUCAAUAAGAAUUCCAGCCUGGUAACACACCAGAGGACUCACACAGGAGAGAAACCCUUUAAAUGUCCUUAUUGUGGUAAAGGUUUCAGUAAUAAUUCCAGCCUGGUAACACACCAGAGGAUUCACACAGGAGAGAAACCUUUUGAAUGUUCUGAUUGUGGUAAACGUUUCAGUAAGAGUUCCGGCCUGACGAGACACCAGAGGAUUCACACAGGAGAGAAACCCUUUGAAUGUCCUUAUUGUGGUAAAGAUUUCAGUGACAAUUCCACCCUGGUAACGCACCAGAGGACUCACACAGGAGAGAAACCUUUUGAAUGUCCUUAUUGUGGUAAAGGUUUCAGUAAGAAUUCCAGCCUGGUAACACACCAGUGGACUCACACAGGAGAGAAACCUUUUGAAUGUCCUUAUUGUGGUAAAGGUUUCAGUAAUAAUUCCAGCCUGGUGACACACCAGAGGAUUCACACAGGAGAGAAACCCUUUGAAUGUCCUGAUUGUGGUAAAGGUUUUAGUAUCAGUUCCAGCCUCGUGAAACACCAGAGGACUCACACAGGAGAGAAACCCUUUGAAUGUCCUGAUUGUGGUAAAAGUUUCAGUAACAAUUCCAGCCUUGUGAAACACCAGAGGACUCACACAGGAGAGAAACCUUUUGAAUGUCCUGUUUGUGGUAAAGGUUUCAGUAAUAAUUCCGACCUUGUAACACACCAGAGGAUUCACACUGGAGAGAAACCCUUUGAAUGUCCUUAUUGUGGUAAAAGUUUCAGUACCAAUUCUAGCCUGGUAACACACCAGAGGACUCACACAGGAGAGAAACCCUUUGAAUGUCCUUAUUGUGGUAAAGGUUUCAGUAACAAUUCCAGCCUAGUAAAACACCAGAGGACUCACACAGGAGAGAAACCCUUUGAAUGUCGUGAUUGUGGGAAAGGUUUCAGGACCAAUUCCAACCUGGUGAGACACCAGAGGAAUUCCAGCCUGGUAACACAUCAGAGGGCUCACACAGGAGAGCCCUCUGUAUCAAUUCCAGUCUGUUUCGUUAGUAAUUCUCACCUUGUGAGAUACCAGAGGACUCACACAGAAGAGAAACACUUUGAAUGUCCUGUGAAAAAUGUUUCAGUCACAAUUCCACUCUGUCACAAUUCCAGCCUGGUGAGGAACCAGAGGACUCUCAAAGGACAAGCUACAAUGAAAAACUGGGUGUAUUUUCCUGAGAUUUUUGGGUAA